AUGUCUGUCCAUGGCAACGCGGACUCACCAGAUUCCGAAGCAGCACCCACGAAAAUGGGCUCGUCCGACGCGACCAACGGUAAUGAGAUCCUGCAAAAUGGUCGCUCUGAACGAUCCUCCCGGUCGCCUCUCCCUCCGAUCAAGAAGGAGGCCUCGGCCGACGACGAAGCCGCAGCCAUGAAGGCAGACUCCGAUUCGGGCGCGAUGAAGGACGAACACGAAAACACUCUCAAGGAAGAGACCAUCAGCGGCGAGAUUGUCGUCAAACAAAUGCCUGGACAGCCACCCAAGCUAUCUCGUAGCUCCUCGCAAAAGGUCGUACCGCGGCCGCCGCAGCUCUUUUCCGACUUGCCAGAUAGCACCGCCGAUGCGCUGGCCACUUUUGAGCAGAUGGACGCUUGCUGGUACGCAAACAAGUAUAUGGGCUACACUGAACACGCCAUGGAAUGCGACUGUGCUGAGGAGUGGGACUCCGACAUCGGCCGGAAUUUGGCUUGCGGCGACGACUCCGACUGCAUCAACCGUGCGACCAAGAUCGAGUGUGUAGGGGACUGUGGCUGUGGGCCGGACUGUCAAAAUCAAAGAUUCCAGAAGAAAGAGUACGCGAAGGUGUCGGUCAUCAAGACCGAGAAGAAGGGAUUCGGAUUACGCGCAGAGUCCAAUCUCGAGCCGCAUCAAUUGAUCUUCGAGUAUGUGGGCGAGGUGGUUGGAGAGCAGCAAUUCCGGCGCCGCAUGAGGCAAUACGAUGAGGAAGGCAUCAAGCACUUUUAUUUCAUGUCUCUGAACAAGGGGGAAUUCGUGGAUGCGACGAAACGGGGCAACCUGGGACGAUUCUGCAACCAUUCAUGCAACCCCAACUGCUAUGUCGACAAGUGGGUGGUGGGUGAGAAGCUCCGCAUGGGUAUCUUUGCGGAGCGGGCGGUGCAGAUAGGCGAGGAGCUGGUCUUCAACUACAACGUGGACCGAUAUGGCGCAGAUCCUCAGCCUUGUUACUGUGGCGAACCAAACUGCACAGGAUUCAUCGGUGGGCGGACUCAGACUGAGCGGGCGACCAAACUCUCCAAUGCGACAAUUGAGGCCCUUGGCAUUGACGAUGCCGAUGGGUGGGAUACUGUGGUGGCCCGACGUCCUCGCAAGAGGAAGACCGAGGAAGAUGAUGAAGAAUACGUCGACAGCGUGCAACCUAAGUCUCUGGACGAGGAUGGCGUGACCAAGGUCAUGGCGGCUCUCAUGCAAUGCCAGGAGAAGUGGAUCGCCGUGAAGCUACUGGGUCGUAUACAACGGUGCGAGGAUGAGCGUGUCCGGAAUCGGGUUGUCAAAAUGCACGGCUACCAAAUCCUCAAUUCACAGCUGGCCAUGUGGAAAGAAGACCACAAUGUGAUGCUACAGAUCCUCGACAUUCUGGACACCUUCCCGCGUCUCACACGGAACAAAAUCAUUGAUUCGAAAAUUGAGACCAAUAUCCAGCCAUUGACGAAUUGUGGUGAUGAGCAUGUGGAGAAGAAGGCUGUGGCUCUCCUGGCUAGUUGGGCCAACCUUGAAGUUGGAUACCGAAUCCCACGAAUGAAACGGGGCGAGCAGCAGACGAAGCAGGCCGUCAACCAGUUCGAGCGCCGCGAGUCUGGACGCGAAGGCCAGCAACAACAGCGUUCGAAGACCCGUUCUCCAUCCCCAAUAUACGAACCUCAACAGCAACGAGGGCAUGGUCCACCUCGACGAGAACGAAACCCACACAACCAUGGGCAAGGGCGAUCUCGCCGUGACCGUCGCAAUCGCCAACCUCUGCCGGAAGGAUGGUUCACUGCAGAGGCCGAUGGCGGUCGUAUGUAUUACUACUCGGCGUCUGGCGAAACCACCUGGAAUAGGCCGACAGCUCCGGCCACCCCUCAGUCCGCAGCUCCUCCUCCCGCGAACAAGCAAAAUUUGGCCCUGCAGAGCAUCAUUGAUGGGAUCAUCAACUCCCAGGAGAGGACACCCUCGGAGCAGAAGACGGAGACUCCAGGAACACCACAGCCCAGCUCUGAUCACCCGCCAGAAAAGAAAAAGAAGGAGGCCGACUGGUGGAAGAAGCUUUCCUUGGAGAAACAAAAGAAGCUUUACGAGAACACGCUUCAUCCUCAUAUCAAGCAUGUGGUCGACCAAUACAAGCACAAAAUUCCCAAGGAUCAUCUCAAAAGAUUUGCCAAAGAGACGGCCAAGAAACUCGUGGAGGGUGACUACAAAAAACAACGCGUAACGGAUCCUACCAAAAUCAGCGAAAAACACCAACAGACCGUUAAAAGCUACUGCAAGUCCUUCUUUGACAAGGCUGCGUCCAAACACAAGGAGCGCGAGAAACGCAAGGCCGAAAAGGGCCACAAGCAAGGCAAUGACGACGCCAGACUCGACAGUACCCCCGCUGACGACCCAGACGUCAAAAUGUCCGAUGACGAGGCCGAUACUGCAGCCGGUCCCGCCGCCGCCUCCCCCAUGGACGAUGACGCCUCUUUCAGCUUGAAGCGCAAGCGUAACGACGACAGCUUCAACGCCGCCUCGCCAGAUAUGAACGGUGAUGAAGGCGCGGACAGUUCCCCGUCCAAACGACACAAGUCUACUCCUCCCCCUCCGCCGCCCCCACCUCCACCAAUAGAUCCCAGUGUUGAUGACUCGAAAUUCGAUGUCGAAGACGCAGAUGACUCUGUUUCACCGCCGCCGGUGCCCCCAUCUCCCCCAAAGAGUCUCCCGGAAACGGGAGUGAGAAUGCUUUCAAUGUCGAUAUGGACAUGGGUGACAUGCCAUCACACACAUCGGCGCAAAUCGGCAUCGAGGGCAAAGUAUAGCGAUCCUGGCCCUGUGGGGGGGGGGGGGGGCAACCCAUUCCUUUUCUUUUCUUUCUUUCUUUACCCCCUUUCCCCCCCAUUAUAUCGCAGCCAUUACAGCGCGCAUUUCCCGUGA
Penicillium macrosclerotiorum is the source of this 2934-nucleotide messenger RNA. RefSeq names its product SET and WW domain protein (gene set2). Bases 1 to 2934 code for a protein of 977 amino acids. Gene Ontology annotation, biological process: regulation of DNA-templated transcription. Gene Ontology annotation, cellular component: chromatin; nucleus; chromosome. NCBI's taxonomy places the organism in Eukaryota, Fungi, Ascomycota, Eurotiomycetes, Eurotiales, Aspergillaceae. Gene Ontology annotation, molecular function: protein binding; histone H3K36 methyltransferase activity. The record is from RefSeq and is a predicted model, not a curated record. The transcript has 4 exons.